Pungitius pungitius (ninespine stickleback) is the source of this 1642-nucleotide messenger RNA. RefSeq names its product potassium channel, subfamily K, member 17 (gene kcnk17). The record is from RefSeq and is a predicted model, not a curated record. Gene Ontology annotation, biological process: potassium ion transmembrane transport; stabilization of membrane potential. The transcript has 5 exons. Gene Ontology annotation, molecular function: potassium ion leak channel activity; outward rectifier potassium channel activity. Gene Ontology annotation, cellular component: plasma membrane. The coding region runs from base 15 to 932 and encodes 305 amino acids. Lineage: Eukaryota; Metazoa; Chordata; Actinopteri; Perciformes; Gasterosteidae.
CCACUGCAGCCGAGAUGAAGAUAAAGGAAAUGUUCAGCUUGGCGCGGGUGCUCUCCACCCUCUUGCUCGGCCUGGUCUAUGUGACCUAUGUGCUGGUCGGCGGGGUGGUUUUCUGGAAGUUGGAGGGUGAUCUCGGUCAGAAGGACAUCGGAAACUUGCUGCUGAGCAAGAACAGGCUGUUUGAGAGGUACACCUGUUUGAACCAAGAGGGCCUGGAGGAGGUGGCUAAGGUUGUUCAAGACGCAUCCAAAGCAGGCCUUAGUUUGAAAAGAAACUCCACGUCGGACGGCUUCUGGAAAUUCACCAGCUCAGCUGUCUUCGCUGCCACGGUGGUCACAACUAUAGGUUACGGGAACAUGAGUCCCAGCACCACUGCUGGCCAGAUCUUCUGUGUGUUCUUCGCGCUGUUUGGCAUUCCUCUCAACCUAGUCGUGCUCAACAGGGUGGGCAAGUACAUGCUCGCCAUCGAGAGGAGCUUCUCCAACUUCCUCGAGGGGAAGACCAAGCGGAGGACGUGUACCCGCUUUUUCGUCCACCUGGUGUCUUACCUGUCUGGAGUGUUGCUCUUCUUUGUCAUGCCAAUGAUGGUGUUCCAACUGCAAGAGAGCUGGACCUUCUCCCAGGCCAUCUACUACUGCUUCAUCACCCUCAGCACCAUCGGCUUUGGAGACUUUGUGGCAGACAGCAAUCCAGACAAAACAUACCCACAGUGGUACAGUGUCCUCAUGGCCUCGUGGAUCUUCUUCGGCCUGGCCUGGCUGGCCCUCCUCAUCAACCACUGCAUCGACAUCCUGGAACGACUCAACACCCACUUCAAACAGACGUGGGGUGGACAGAAGCCAGAGGGCAAGUCCGCUGAUGCAGAUGUCAACAACCCAGACCCACAGCUGGAGGAGGAAGACAAGAUCAAGAAGCCUCCAGUGACUGAGUAGACUGCAAGUUAGAAUUAUCUGUCCAUUGGGAAAUGGGAGGCAUACUUCCAUUAUGAGGUAUGGCUGAAAUGUUAAGAGUCUUCAAGGAUUCAAUGGGCGGCCAAGCAUAGGGUUGCCAGUUUUGACCCCUUUCUCCUUUAAUAGAAUAUUGACUCACUUUUGUUGAGUCAGGAUUGUUUGUUUCGGCGGCAUGCGACCUGUACCAGCUGUUUCUUCCGGUUAGCACUUGACUGUAACACAUGUGAAUCUCCACUCCAGGGUUUGUUAACUGACUUGGUUGAAAAUAACAGUGUAAAGGGAAGGAUACUGGGACAAUGCUUCCUUUUCCCUAUGUCUGGUUAGCCCAUCCGCUUCUCUGUUGCUUUAACAUGGGGCUAACCUCACUGAUCACAUGUCACUUUCCAACUCAGUGGAAAUUUUACUCUCUGUGCAACAGAACAGCCUGUGCAUUCUGAUAGAUUUGAAACGGUUUUUGAUGCAAGCAAUCAAAACCACGUGUUAAUAAUGAAAAUUAGUUUUUUUUGUAAUCGAUCUACUAAAAGCUUCUGUGAGAAACCUUGAACUGGUUAUGAAAAGGUCUCAAUAUAAUACUAAUGACCUAUGUGAACGACACCAUCAGCUAGAACAUUGUUUAUUUCUACAUAGUUAUUGCUACCCGGAUGGGCUUUUGCUGCAUCCUUUGAAUGAGCAGAGCUUCUCCUCAUGCUGGA